This is a messenger RNA of Daucus carota subsp. sativus, 1237 nucleotides long. RefSeq lists its product as uncharacterized. The transcript is spliced from 4 exons. The record is from RefSeq and is a predicted model, not a curated record. Gene Ontology annotation, molecular function: catalytic activity. NCBI's taxonomy places the organism in Eukaryota, Viridiplantae, Streptophyta, Magnoliopsida, Apiales, Apiaceae. The coding region runs from base 131 to 1066 and encodes 311 amino acids.
ACAAAAGAAAAACAUGAUGAAAUUAGGUAAACUUGAUGACGGCUGAUGUUCGUGCACUGACAGUGAUGUGAUACUCUGCUCCCAACAUCAAACACCUCCCCAUCAAUUUUCACAACAAGAUCCCAUAACCAUGUCCAAGUGUUUCAGCUUCACGUCAUCCCGGGACUGGUGUUACAGACACAACUUCACCUACGCAGGCCUCAAAUCAUCCACCACUGACCUCAAAGACGGCACCAUCAUCCACUGCUGGAUCCCCAAGAAACACAAACCCAAUAAGCCCACUUUAGUUUUGAUCCAUGGCAUUGGUGCCAAUGCUAUGUGGCAAUGGAACACUUUCAUACCCUCCUUGGUUUCCAAGUUUAAUGUCUAUGUCCCUGAUUUGCUGUUUUUCGGGGACUCGUAUACUUCCAGGCCUGAGAGGACAGAAGGGUUCCAGGCUCAGUGUGUGAUGAGGGCUUUGGAGGGUCAUGGGGUUAAGAGAAUGAGUGUUGUGGGGCUUAGUUAUGGGGGAUUUGUGGGGUAUAGUUUGGCGGCUCAGUUUCCGGAUGUAGUGGAGAGGCUGGUGGUUGGCUGUGCUGGGGUUUGUUUGGAGGAUGAAGAUAUGGAACAAGGGAUGUUUAGAGUUAAGAGCGUGGAGGAGGCGGUGGAUAUUUUGUUGGCUCAGACACCGGAGAAGUUGAGGGAGCUCGUGAAGCUUUCGUUUUAUAAGCCCUUGCAGCCUUUGCCUUCCUGCUUUUUGUCUGAUUUUAUUGAUGUGAUGUGUACUGAAAACUUACAAGAGAGAAGAGAGCUUAUUGAAGCACUACACAAGAAUAGGAAAUUAUCUGAUCUUCCGAGGAUUACUCAGCCAACCCUGAUUAUCUGGGGAGAAGAAGAUCAAAUAUUUCCAGUGGAAUUAGCACACAGAUUAAAAAGGCAUUUAGGUGCAAAUGCAAAACUAGUACUCCUAAAGAAAACAGGGCAUGCAAUCAACAUGGAGAAACCGAAAGAAUUGUACAAGCACCUCAAAUCAUUUCUUAUUGAACCUCUCCCAGGCGAGCAGGGCAGCAGUCACAAGGUAGACUAAUCGAUUGUGUUCAGGGUUCAGGAAAAUCAUACAUUUGGAUGUUUUUGCUCAGUAAAUCAUGCACUUGUAUUUCAUAUAUUUCAAAUGUCUGCGAAGAGGCUGUUGCAGCAGUAGCACAAAUACAAUCAAUCAUUAAUACUGAAAGACCGAGAAAUGAAGGUGAUUUGAUUA